This is a messenger RNA of Pristis pectinata (smalltooth sawfish), 4433 nucleotides long. It is a transcript of the gene cldn5a, whose product is annotated as claudin 5a. Bases 499 to 1149 code for a protein of 216 amino acids. Gene Ontology annotation, cellular component: bicellular tight junction; plasma membrane. The record is from RefSeq and is a predicted model, not a curated record. The transcript is spliced from 2 exons. Gene Ontology annotation, biological process: bicellular tight junction assembly; cell adhesion. Gene Ontology annotation, molecular function: structural molecule activity. NCBI's taxonomy places the organism in Eukaryota, Metazoa, Chordata, Chondrichthyes, Rhinopristiformes, Pristidae.
CGAGUGGAGAGUGUAAGAUCAACAAGGUACAAAAGAGGGAAGAGAAAACAGAAGAACUUUUCCAUAAGCCAGACUGAGCAAGGAGCAAAACAAGGAUCAAGAAAACAAUCAAAUGAAACGCGGACAGAAGUCGACGCUUUGAACAGCACGCUCGGGUUGAGUCAGUGGGAACAGUGCAUCCCCCUAUCAGGAGUCGCACACCCCUCUCCAUCCAGACUGUUUGAUGUGAGGACCGAAUGGCUCCUUUCCCAUUGGCUCUCCCUUGGAUAGGUUGAGUGCAAUCAGCUUCGGCCUGGGUUCGCCGCGAUUGGACAGCCGGCCCGCCACUGGCUUUUAUUGUCCGCUCGCCUGUUGCCUCCGUUUCUCAAUUUGAACCCAACGGGCUGAGAGAGAGAGAGCAGAAAGCCAUGCCCAACGUUACCGAGCAGAGCACCGGAGCUACCGACCGACGUUCUCGCUGAUCAACCUCGCCCGAAAUCGAAACCGAACUCCUUCGGGAUGCCGUCGGCGGGUCUGGAGAUCGUGGGGUUGGGGCUGUGUGUCCUAGGUUGGGUGGGUGUGAUGCUAGCUUGCGGGCUGCCCAUGUGGAAAGUAUCGGCUUUCAUCGAGAGUAAUAUCGUGGUGGCUCAGACGGUCUGGGAAGGACUGUGGAUGAACUGCGUGGUGCAGAGCACCGGGCAAAUGCAAUGCAAAGUCUACAACUCCCUUCUGGCGCUGGGACAGGACAAACAGGCAGCCCGGGCGCUGACUGUCAUCGCCUCCAUCAUGGGACUCAUUGGGCUUCUGGUUACCAUCCUGGGAGCUCAGUGCACCAACUGUACCGAGGGGGUGAGCACCAAAGCCCGGAUCGUCAUCAGCGGAGGUGCCAUCUUCAUCCUGGCUGGUUUGCUCGCCCUCAUCCCCGUGUGCUGGAUGGCAAACACCAUCGUCCGCGACUUCUACGACCCCAUGGUUCCCGUCUCGAAGAAGCGAGAGAUGGGGGCGGCGCUGUACGUAGGCUGGACGGCCAGCGCGCUGCUCUUCAUCGGGGGCUCCCUGCUCUGCUGCUCCUGCCCUCCGAAGCAAGACCAGUCUUCCUUCGCUGUCAAGUACACGGCCCCGAGGAGAGCUUCGGCCAACGGGGACUACGACAAGAGGAAUUACGUGUGAACAGGUCUCCCCGGCAAUCCGAAGAGGCCAGAAUUGGACACAGGGGAAAAUGAAAUCGUGGAACCUGACCUCCCGCCAGCUUUCUAUUCUGCUUAUUCAAAGCAGUCCUUUUUUUAUUUAAUGGAUUUAUAUUGUAAACGAAAACAGGAGUGUUCAUUGUGUAUCUAAAGCAGUUUGACAGCUUUGAGUUAACUGGUCGACAACUGGAUGCGCGCCCCGAAGGUGACUUCACGAGCGAUUCUAAAGGAACUUCUGAACAAUCAUUCGGACACUGAUCGAUUGUAUUUGCAAUGGACAUUUCUGUGAGCGUAGGUGUCUUAGUGAAAGUGCGGGGAAGGGGGGGGGGGGGGAGCUCUCCCCUCUCUCGGUCUCACGUCCAGGCUUUCUCUGUAGCUGCUCCGCCAGGCAUUGUUAGGUGGUCAGUUUAGACUGAGCCUUGUAGCAUUAAUUAGAAAUCUUGAUUCAUUAGAAAUGUUGAUGGAGCAGAGCAGUUCUUUUACUCCGUGUUACCAGCCAGAAGUAACCCAGCGCUUACUCACUGUUUUAGCCCAAAUCACUUUUCAGAUUGUUUCAUUGAUCAUAAAUGUAGAUUAUCGCAGAAGUUAAUGGUGCCUAACUAUUCCUCGGCUCUGCCCUCGUGUUCGUAGUUUAAUGAGACUAAAUUUAGUGCGUUAGGUGCAGUUGGCUUUAUGAAUGAGAAUUUGGAUCCCGGCAGAGAGUGGAUUCACGAUCUACUUUGUUGUGGCUGUUUGUUGUCACAUUCGUUCAGUUAAAGCUCUUCGUGGCGAUUUGAGUCCGCGGCGAAUCGUUCACUAACCCGUCAGACUGAUCUGAGAUCCCACUCUUCCUAAAAAGGCGCUGGUCGCUUCGACCUGUUGCUUGUCUCACGUCGAACAAAACAGCGGACUCCCUUUUCAGAGCGCCGUUUCACUCCCUCCCAGUGCGAACAACGGUUCAUCAAGGCGGACACCUCUCGGCCCAUUAGAAACCCGGUGUCUGGAGUGGGCAACUCUCUCCGGACAUAGUGAGAUUAACGAUGGAUAUUGACGCCUGAGAGUGCGUGGGGCAGGGCGGCGAUAUUGCGAGUAUUAGUGGCGAAAGCAAUUACCAAGACAGUAUUAAUGCAGACAGUAUUAAUGCAGGCCUUAUUAAUGCAGGCGGUACUAAUGCGCGCCACAUUAGUUGGAAGGCGCAGAUAGACGAUUCAGAAUACAAUAUUGCGUUUAGGGAGUAUGGGAGAGUUACUGGAGCAGGAUACAGUCAAGGAAGCGACUGUGAAUAUGGAAAUCAAAAGGCCUGAAACGUUGACUGCUUCUCUUCUCACAGAUGCUGUCUGAGUUGCUGAAUUUUUGCAGCAUUUUCUGUUUUCAGGUUAGGGAUCGCGUCUGGACAGUGAGAAUGGAGACAAUAUUGUAUCAUUGUGGGACAGUAUAUUGGUCGUAGGGUGAGGUCUGACUGAGGUGAAUAUUGAUAAUGGAAUCAGUGUUAAUGAUCUAGGCAGAAACCGUUUUUUUAACAUUGAUUUGCCGAAGGGCCCACCGAUUGGUUCAGAUAAUGCUGACUCCUGAUACCCCUCCCUGCAGUGGCGGCGAAGCAUUUGAAUUCCUUCUGUGAGUUGGUGGUGAGAACUCUCCCCAACAAACCGUUCUCAUGACUCGGCUCACACCGCCCCCCCCCCACCCCAGCAUUUCGCAUUUUCUCUUUGAAUGUGAAUGUAAUAAAUGCACAAUGCGGACGGUCACGUGAAUUUCAGGAUGGGGUGGGGGAAGGCUUGCGCGGGAUUGCUGGUAAGAGGACGUCUUGUCGCCCUGGUUACCGGAGAUGCUGCUGGUAGCCAGGAAACCAGCCAUUCUUUGUUGGGCCCCCUCCAGUCUGAGUCCUUCGGCGCUCAAAGCCUCGCGUCACAUGCCCUGGCUGAACGCCCCCUCAGAAACCCAACCCCUCAACGCACAAAGCCUUGGCAACGUGCUAACUCCAGCCUUGCUUUUCCAAAUGAGAGGGAAGCAAUGUUACACACAGGGACGAUUCUAAUUCACACUCGGUAGCCGUAACUUUGGGCAAUAAAGUAAAACCAGGGGAAUCAGAUUAGCUGCCCACUAAUCUCAGUUGAAAUCAGUCAGGGCGGACAGUCGCAACGAUCGGCACAUUUACCUCCCGCGGUUAGAAUCGCCCAUAUCAGAAGCAGCAGCGUGGUUUCCAUAUCACAUAAGUUGCCCCAGUAUUCUGCUCCGAUCCACCUUCCAAAGUGCAGAACACAAGAAAAUAGGAGCUUUAGUAGGCCACUCGACCCCUCAAGUCUACCCCGCCAUUCAAUAUGAUCACUGCUGAUCUGCCCCAUACCUUAGCUCCUCUUCUGUACCAGAUCCCUAAAACCAUCCAUUACCAGUCUCACGAUCUCCGAACGCUACGUGCCCCAGCUUGGCGGAAAUACCUGUCUCCAAUCCCAACAAUAUACCCCAGGACAUUAUUUAAAUUAAACCGUUAACUGCUCUCAACGUGGUCUGUUAAAUAACCCUAAAUUGUGUUAUGUUCUUGCAUUAUCUAUCCUUGUUGGCCAAUUCCCUUCCAUCAAGCGUACUGUGUUUUUUUUCCAUUUCAUUUAAUUUCCCGAGGAAGAUGCAAUACGCGACAGUGGGGCAAAUCAAGAAUUAAAUAGGAAAAUCGCCCGCUAUCCGCAAGAACAAUCGAGCAAAGCUCCUGGAGAUUGUUUCAGCCACACAGUCCCGGCCAGGAGAGUGAAGCCUGUUCCAGUGCGUGUUUCAAGACUGGGCUGCCAUUUUGUGUGCGAGUAUGACCCUCCAUUUAAAAGAUGGAGCUGUUCGAGGAUCCAUGUACCAACACCCAACGGUGUCUUUUCCAAACGGGGAGAAGUUAUAACAGUGAGUGUCCACUGGGCAACACUUUCGAUAAGUACUUGUGCUUCUACAUUUUCGUAAUGAGAAUCGGAAGCGGGCUAUAAACACCCUUCCCAUCCCGUCACCCCCAACCAAAGAAUGUCCUUCAUCCAGGUCCUACAUAUGUCGCUUUGAAGAUAGGGUUCCAACAUUGUACAGAACGGUGUGACUGUUUAUGCAUUUAAUUAAAAGAACUUGCACGCGUGAGAUGCAUCGCAGUGCUUAACUAACCCCAAUGAGAAGAAGCAUGACUGGAUACUUGUAGCGAAUGGUCAAUAACUACAUUGCUCUGCAUCUCUGCUAAUGGAAACAUUGUAUGCAGGUUCGAUGUUUUCGAUGCUACUGUGUAUCAUCUCACAUUUAUCUAUAUUAAAAAGAACAAUUUCUUAA